AUGGAUGUGGAGCCGGCCGAGUCCUGCCGUGUGUCCCCGGAUAUCCACAAGAAAGUGCUGUCGUUAAACUUCAAGGAUUGCCACACAAAGAUCCGCCACGUGGAUGCUCAUGCUACCCUGAACGACGGCGUUGUGGUCCAGGUGAUGGGGGAGCUCUCCAAUAACAUGCAGCCCGUGCGCAGGUUCAUGCAAACGUUUGUGCUUGCCCCUGAGGGUUCUGUUGCAAACAAGUUUUAUGUCCAUAAUGACAUCUUUCGCUACCAGGAUGAGGUUUUUGGUGACUCUGACACAGAGCCUCCUGAGGAAUCAGAAGAAGAGGGGGAGGAACCUGAGGAAAGGCAGCAGACACCUGAGGCUGUUCCUGAUGAUAGCAAUACUUACUAUGAGCAGACUGUCAG
This is a messenger RNA of Tinamus guttatus (white-throated tinamou), 398 nucleotides long. Lineage: Eukaryota; Metazoa; Chordata; Aves; Tinamiformes; Tinamidae. The record is from RefSeq and is a predicted model, not a curated record.